AAAAUAAAUAAUUUGAUAAAAACUGUUUCUUGAUUUUUGAUACUUAUUACAUUCAUGUUUUGAAUACCUGUUAUAGCUACAACUAUAGAACACAAAUUAAUAAUUUUUCAAGUAAAGGAAUAGGUAAUAAUUAUUACAAACCUAUUUUAAUAUAUUCCUUGACCAAAUAUAAAUAAUAUUCAUUUUUUAUUUUAGGAUUUGAAAAAUGGAGAUGCCAACAAAAUGUAAGAGAGACAUGGCAACAAUAGAAUAUGUGGAACCCAAAACUAAAUCAUUUACAUUCACAUCUACAGUAUUAGGAGUAUGUUUAUAUAAUCAUAUAAUGCGUUUUGAUAAUUGUAUUUUUGUUGUAAUUAGUCAAGAUAAUACUUUUUCAUCCUUAUCUGUAGCUAUGACACAACGAAAUAGCACAAAUACAAUAGCUAGUACUAUAUUCAAUAGAGACCCAGAUAAUAGAUCUGAAUCAAUAGCAAAUUUAUUAAUAAAAAGUUUAAAAAUACCAGUUCCAAUCUAUGUAAGUUUUAAUGCAAAAAUUGAAAAUGCCGGAUUAAAAUGUGUAAUUUCUAGUUUAAUUGCGAAUUUUAAGUCUCAUCCAGAUCUAAUUGAUAUUUUUGUUUAA
Molecule: messenger RNA, 619 nt
Organism: Cinara cedri
Lineage: Eukaryota; Metazoa; Arthropoda; Insecta; Hemiptera; Aphididae
Source: the annotation of a GenBank genome assembly